Molecule: messenger RNA, 1851 nt
Organism: Eucalyptus grandis
Lineage: Eukaryota; Viridiplantae; Streptophyta; Magnoliopsida; Myrtales; Myrtaceae
Product: cyclin-J18
Exons: 8
Coding region: 1-759 (252 amino acids)
Source: RefSeq, a predicted model, not a curated record
AUGCGGGAGCGGGACCAGCGUCGUCCGGCCGACCCGCGGCUUCCCACGGUGGAAUUCCUCAUCCUCUCCGCGCAGUGCCAUGCGCAGCGGCUCGGAGUCGAUCCGAUUGUCAAGUACACCGCGCUGUCGCUCUUCGCCGAUCGGUUCUGCGCUUCUCUCUCCAGGUCUGAAGAGGGCAAUGCCAUUCAACACUGGCUACUACAGCCUAUUAGAGAGAGCAACCUGCAGUUCUUUUCACUCGUCUCUAUCUGGAUCUCAAGCAAAAUACAUCUGUCUCAGCCGCUGUCGGUAAAGACCUUGAAGUCUUGGGGGGAUCGGAGCAUCACUGAACAACAUUUUACAACUCGAGACUUUUCUGAAGGAGAAGUGGUCUUUUUGCAGAUGCUGGACUUUGAAAUUGGAUCCGCAAGUGAUGCUUUCAUGUUCCUCGAACAACUCUACAUCCAAUUCAAGGAAGUCGCAGCAGUAGGGAAGCUUUUGAGUUUUGAAGCAUGCAUGGAUGUCAUGGAUCUUCUCUAUGAAAAGGAGGACAUGACAAGGCUUUAUCGUUCUCCUCGCCCUCUUGCUGCAUCUAUCUUGGUUUGUUCCUAUCUUAUGACAGUCCCAAAACAGAGUUUGGAAUUUCCAAUUCUUGCUUGGGGUACUAUUUCGUGUUCAAGUUAUUGCCAUUUCAUCUUCUCCACGAUAGUUUCUUCUUUUCGCAACCAAAUAGUUACUGGACUAAGCCUUAAUAUGGUGUACCUUAACCAUAAGAUAUAACCAUAACUCUUCAUAUUACAUUAAAAAGAUCUUUUGCGGUAUAGGCACGUUAUAUUCAUGUUCAUGAGUCCUCUUUUUUCUUCCGCUUAAUCUAAUUGUAUUAUUGACCAACUCUCUUUUUCUCUCACAAAUAGUACAUGUAUUUUCUGCAUUCGCAUUGAUGAUGGUUGAGCUGCCUACAAAUUUUCUGAUAUGCUCUGCUGAUUUUCUGUUGGCUUGUAUCUCCACACCAAGUGAGCAUGUAAUGGAUCUUCAAGUGUUUCACCAUGACACCUUUGAUUUAAUACUGUUCCUAUAUUGUCAGCAAGACAGACAUAUCGGUGCUUGUUGAGAUAAUUUUUCACUGGCAUGACUGCUGAGCUGAAGUGUCAAAUUUGAGAACUCUGAAUGUUUUUAAGAAUUGUUUUGCUCUUUCAUGUUGAGUACCCAUUACAUUCCAGUACUGACUUGCUUCUGUUUAAGGGAAGAUGAGGGUUCCCCUGUGUUGCUCCUUAAAGCAUUUGGACCUCUUUUCCAACUUAUGUGAAUAAUGAGAUUUGACCUUAUCUUUUUUCAACCUAAUUAUCUGCAAUAUUAAAGGUUCAUUGUUUGGAUUUGAAUCCAUGUUAAUGAAUUGACUUUCUGUUUUUGCAGUGAAGUUUGCAGCUUUGUGCAAAGAAGAAGAAGUGAAGGAACUGGUGAAGGUCAUUCUUGGCCAUGUCUUCGAGCCUACCUGCUAGGAAGGAAGUACUGAAGAAGGAGAUUGCUCAUCGAAUCUGAUGCCAGUGCUAGGUCCUUUCCUUUCUUCUUUUACAUGUCUUGAUUUGUUGCAACAUAAUUCUUGUGGAUAAGGAUGCUUGAAGGAAAAACAGUGGAAAAGAACUAAACGUAGCGAAAAGGAAUUUCUCAGUUUUGUCUGUGGGCGCAUUCAUGAGGGAUGAUGAAAAAUUUCAAGAGUUGACGGAGAAAAGACAUGCUUCCGAGAUAAGGUUUUCGCAGGGGAUGUUAUGCUUUUCACUGACAGCACAGUAGUUAGCAAUAGUUAAAGUUUUAUCUAUAGAUAUGCAUAAAUACAUAAUUCACAUGCAAUAGUAGUAUCGACAAGUAGUGCAA